AUGUCUCUCUCCCUGCCCCGCACGCCGCAAGGCCGUGAAAAAGGUUGUGCGUGCUCCGACUCGGCUCGGCACUGUUCUGCAUCUCCGAGGUGGGCCUACGUCGAGUGCGACUUCCCGUACGCGGCCCACCGCGCGGCCGUGGCGCAGGGGAACUGCCUGGAGGUCACGGGCACGACGCUGCCGCUGCUGCUCGUCUUCCUGGAGGCCCCGAGCGCCGAGCUGCUGACCUCCGCCGCGGUGGGGGCCCUGUCGGACUGGCUCGCCGCCCACGGGCCGCUGCAGGCAGCCCGCCUGCUGCUCCUGCUGUACGGCACCAGGCCGGCGAGCCUUCGGCCCGCCGUCGCCGCGCCCCUGGCGGCCAGCCUCGUCCGCCGCGGCGCCGGCGCCGUGGAGCUGGAGGGCCCGGGCCACGCGGCCGAGUACGCCGCACAGUGCGCGGCGGCGGUGAGCGAGAGCCGCCGCCGGCGCGUGCCCUCGAGGUUCAAGGUGGCCGGCGCGCGGUGCCAAACGCUGCCGCGGGACGCUUCGGCCAGGUUGCGCGUCACCUGGGUGUCGCAGCUGAUGCAGAUCCCCGGCGUGUCCGAGGAGAUCGCGAAGGUCAUCGCGGAGCACCACCCCUCGCCCGCCGCCAUACUUGGCGCCGUCGCCUCCGCUGGCGCCUCCAGCGGGAGCGCCUUCCUGGCCGAUCUCGAGUACCCCAUCAAGGGCCGCAGCGGCACGCGCAAGGUGGGCCCCGUGGUCUCCCGGCGGGUCUUCACGAUGUUCAGCCCCGAGGCCGAGCCAGAGCACCUGCUGCUCUGA
Molecule: messenger RNA, 801 nt
Organism: Prorocentrum cordatum
Lineage: Eukaryota; Dinophyceae; Prorocentrales; Prorocentraceae
Source: the annotation of a GenBank genome assembly